This is a messenger RNA of Gallus gallus (chicken), 21403 nucleotides long. RefSeq names its product estrogen related receptor gamma (gene ESRRG). Gene Ontology annotation, molecular function: zinc ion binding; DNA-binding transcription factor activity; sequence-specific DNA binding. The transcript has 7 exons. Gene Ontology annotation, biological process: regulation of DNA-templated transcription. Lineage: Eukaryota; Metazoa; Chordata; Aves; Galliformes; Phasianidae. The record is from RefSeq and is a predicted model, not a curated record. Gene Ontology annotation, cellular component: nucleus. Bases 16639 to 17946 code for a protein of 435 amino acids.
UAGCAUUUUUGUAAUAGGCAUACAAACAAAUCAAAUAAACAUGUUUUGCUUCAACGAUUUAAGGAAUAUGGUCUUUGGAGUAAUUUGUCUUUUUAUUUUUUUUCCUAAACUAUCAUUUCUAACCUUUUCAUUGCCUAUCUCUAGUUUGCAGCUCCUCCUAACAAUCUGCAGCAAUUUCCAACCCAGCUGUUGUGGUUGCACAGCAUUGUGCCUUUGUUUAGAUUUCCAUGAGCUAUCAACUCUGACUAUAAAGGGGAUUACCUGGCUGGUGAUGUUGUUUUUCAGGUCUGCACUUUUUAAGAAAUAAUUGCUUCACUGUGGCUUUUAAAAAAAAUAAUCAUCAUCAUUAAAAACAAAACUCUGAAAUCAAACUUUGCAGUUGGAUGGAGUCCAGUCUUGCAAGGAGGUGCCUUUAAGGAUCAUAAAUUGUAAUUGUAGAAUCAUUAAGGUUGGAGAAGACCUCUAGGAUUAUCUAGUCCAACUAUUUGCCUGCCACCAACGUUAUCUACUAAACCAUGUCCUUAAGUACCUUUCCUCGAACACCUCCAGAAAUGAUGACUCCACUGCCUCCCUGGGCAGCCUGUUCCUAUGUCUCACUGCUCUUUCUGAGAUCUGUUUCCUAAGAUCCAGCCUGAACCUCCCCUGGUGCAACUUGAGCCCAAUCCUUCUUGUACCAGCACUGAUAUGUGAGAGAAGAGGCUGACCCCACCUCACCACUACCUUCUUUCAGGGAACUGUAGGGAGAGAAGGUCUUCCUUGAUUCUUCUCCAGACCAGAGGAGAAUCAACUGCAAGAGCAGUGGAUAUUUUUAAUCAGCUCAUGCUUCUAUUGAAAUACUUAAGUUUUUCCGUGUACUUCUUUUAGAAUACAACUGCAUGCUAUUAAACAGAUAUCCCCUUUUGUCUCUUUGCCUCUACCUCAUGGCAGCUGGUUAGAUAUUUCAUGUUCUUUCUCUUUUCCCCAAGGCAGUUUGUUUAGCUGAAGUUUGUGAGAAGUUGAUUGUUACAUGAAUGGAGUUAUUGAUGUGAAAAACAUUAACAAUAUUUAUCUUGGUGGAUUGUGGCAUGACUGAAGAGGAAAAACUGGUAAAACGUGCUCUCUAUAUACAGUAGGGACCGUAAGAAACUUAAUUUAUGUCGAAGAAUGCAAAUAUGUCUGUGUCUGAAUCUGUUACUGUGUGAUUCCUGUAUCACGCUGUGUUGAAUGCCUUCUAACAAUAUUAUUGAAAUACAUAUCCAAUAUUCAUAUUUGAGUGCUUUUCAUGUUGUGGGUGUUAGGUAGAAGCCAGCAUCUGCCUUGCUCUGCUCAGUACAAAAUAUAUAUUUACUAGAGCGUCUUCAGUUUUGGUUCUUGUUCUGCAAACAGUACACUUUAAUUAAGGCUUGUCACUUGAGAUCUAAUGAAUACAUUUACUGUAAUGUCUCCAUCUUCAGGAGGUGAAUUUGACUUAGGAAUACUCUGUUGUAGAGGGGCUGAUAAUGUGAGUUUGAAGUUUCUUUUUUUUCUUGGGAAAGGGCUGUUCUCUGGCUUGUGCUGCUCUCUCUGCGUAUAGGGCAGCAGAGUUCGUCUGAAGGAUCACACUAUGUUGCUUUAUGCAACAUGCAGGCAAAAACAGCAGAUAAGAAAAUCCUUAAAGGUGUGUCUAUAUGUUUAGCUCAGGACAUAUCUGCAUAGGAUGGUCUUUUUCCUUUUAUUCUGACUCAGUUUCAGAGGUGGCUUAUUGAUUAUACUGGAAAGAUUAAGAAACUCCUCUCCGUGAAUCCCUGAAUUAAGUCUGUCAGUCUCGGAAAGAACUUUAACCAAACAAACUGUGAACUGUCUAAAGCACAGUUUGUGUGCCUUUUUUGUUAACCCUUCCUAUAAAAGCAGGUUUUAGUCAAUCUUUCACCUGUGUGUAUGAAGGGGAAGGGGUGCCACACAGCUCUCCGAAGGGCACAGCCUGCAUCUCCACUAACACACUAACACUGCUGGUGUUAGAGCUCCUGAUUCUAAUGGCAAGUCAAAAUCCAAAGUAAUCUUACUGUCAUAUGAAUAUCAUUUAGUGCCUGCUUGCUGGAAAGCACUGGGAAGAACUUGGUUUUCUAAAAUAAGGUAUCAAAGCCUCAGACUUGAGUUGCGUUAUUUUAUACCAAGCAAUUUUUCAACUGGCUAAAUCAGUAUUGUAUCACAGUGCUAUUGUCUUGUGCAACAUAGCAGUGGAAAGACUUUGGAUCUUAUGUGUCUUUCCCAGACUCUCCUCCUUGCAAAUUUCCUAUCUUUGCUAGAAAAUAGUGGGGUUUGUAUGAAGGAUGGCCCAGCAGUGAGACGGGGCAAAGGGAAGGUUCUGGGGGAGGGGGAGGGAAACCCCCAUGCAUCACAAAACCACCUGAUAGGGAGGGGGACCAAGGUGCCUUCCUCAGAUCACAGGUAGCAUGUGCCUGUCACAGGGCUUGUCCCUCCCUCUGCCUCAGGUGGUGAUGCCCUACACAUGCACCAUGUCCUCCAGCACUGCAGCUGAAAGGCACUGGGAUAAGCAGUGCACAGGACCCUGGGUGGGUCAUCUAUGGGGUGGGGGGGGUGAUGGCAAGGGACAAACAUGUGCAGUGAUAGCUAUAAGCAUCCUUGACCUGCCUAAACUUUUCCUAAUCGAACCUAUCAUUGCCAGGGAAAGAUAUAGAUAAAUGCAAUAAUUAACAAAAGUCAGAGCUAUAGCACAGCUCUAAAAGGAAAUGCGUUUUAGAUAUUUUGUUGUUUAAUUAAUAGGGAUUUUGUUGUCAGGCUAAAACAGACUAAAAAUAAACAGCUGUAUAGUACUUCAUUAAGCUGCCUGCUUGGAGUGAUUUUCCCAUUGAUUAGUCUCAGGGCUAAUGCUGGUUCAUUCCUCAUUUCAUUGCUAAUUAACAUCAGCUCUGCUCCUGACCACUUGACCGCACUCUCUCUGUGAACAUGUGCUGGUUUGGCAAGUAAUAACAUGUCCCUCCUUAAAGGCAAAAUUAAGGCAGAAAAUAACCAUCAAGCAUAGAUCUUUGGCUGCUCCUACUGUAAGGAGAGCAAACUGAAAUCUAUUGGCCUGCAUGAAGGGUAAUAAACAUAGUUUACAGAGCACAGGAGUUUGAUUGAGGAACUAUGUAAAUACAGAUGAUGAGCUCAAGCUGCUGUAUGAGCUGACAGGCUCGGCUCAUCUCACGGCAGCUGAGUUGAUUCAGGCUCUUCUGGGAUGCCAACAGUGUGGAUUGCCUGACCCAGGGGCUUGCAGCCACCAGCCUUCAGGGAAAGGGCUGCUUUGAAUGGGCGAUGCUUGCUUCUCUGAGUGCCUGCAGUGCUCUUGCAGUCUGAAUAACUGCAUUGGCAGAGGGUGCAGUAGGAGCAAGAAGCAGAAUGCUGUAGUUAUAGCUCUGUCAGGCUGCUUCCAUGUAAGGGGAAUAUAGAUGAAAAUAGAGGAAUGAAAUACUCAAAUUGGCAUGGAUGCAGUCUGAGAAAAUCUCUAACAACUUUAAUGAAAUUAGCAGCCUCUAUUCUGGGUGAAAAGGUCACUUUUUCCAUAAAAUCCAAGUAAACUGGCAUUUUGGAAAACAUCUACUAAACUUGGCACAGAAUAAAUAACAUUAUCCCAAAGUCUUGGUUCAAUUCCAGAUCAUAGCAUUUUCUUUUAAUUGAAUUGGGUAUUGCAUUUCAUUUUCAGAAAGUCUUUUUUUUUAUUCCUACAUUUUGAAGCAUUCAUAUCUCAGAACUAAUCAGAAGCUCAGCCUGAUACAAAUCUAUCAAUCAGGAGCAGUCACUGGAGAGAGAGCUUGCCUGAGUGAUAAUCCUUUUCUACCUACUUUUGAGAAGAAUCCCAAUUCACUUGAUCAUCAAUUAUAUAUUUUAUAUAUUUCCACCAUUAAUUUAAUGGCUUUAGGGCUCAGCCUUGCAAAUGCUCCUGCAUGUGAGUAACUUUAUCACACAAGCAGUUUACCCACAUGAAUGAAGUUAACAAUGUGAGGUAUUUGUAGGAUAAAGCUUUAUGAUUUCUGUAUGUAUCCAUGAUCUUGCUUUUCUAAGUCCUCUUCUUUAGUAAAAACAAAACAACAAAAUCAUCUGCUAGUAAAUUAUUUAAGAGUAACUGUACUCUUUGUGAUAAGAAAGAUAGAGAAGCCAUAAAAAAACAGUUUGGACUGGGAAGACUCCCAGUUCAGUACAGCUUACUUGGUGGUGUUAUGUGACUUCCUUGGAUGGUCUUGGAAUUGGCCUCAAGGCAGUGACAGCACUAGACAAAAUGCUAUGUUAUUGUCAACUGACUGUAGAAAAGCCUAAAAUCAUGUUGUACCGCGGACUUGAUGAAGCUAGAGAGUGAAAAUGGAAUUUAACUGCUUGAUUCCCAGGACACAUCCAGCAUCUCACGUUUGUAAAAAGACAACCGUGGCACUUAACUUUUCUCACAUUACUUUCAUUUCUAGCCCUGGUCAGAAGAAAAAUGAAACAGCAAAUAUAUAUUUACAUUAAUAAAAUAAUCCAAAGAAAUAUUUUCUUGUUCCUUUUGAACUGUAAGGAGUUCUCCCUGGUUCAGUGUUUUGGUCCCUGUUUUGCAUUUGGUAGGUCAGUGCAUGUGCUGUGUUGUUUGUAUUCAGUUAUUUAUGCCUCAUCCUUCAGCAGAUGUAGAAGGAAGGAGCCAAGAGUUCUUAAAACACUUAUGGAAGUGACAUAUCUUCAAAUAAGAUAUGGGUGGUUGACUUGAGUGAUGGAGAGUCUGAACUAUUUCGAUGCAGAUGACCUUCCUGGUGUUGAUACCAUCUCUCCUUAAGUAGGACUCCUUGAGCAAUCAGAGUUGAAUGUUGCCAUGAGAGCCUCAGUCAUUGGACCUGUAAGUUGGCAUGUUGCAUUAAGCAAGCUUCAGUGACUUCUUGGUACGCUACAGGCUAGAAUUUGGUGAAGUAUGAUUAGUAGCUUUUUACAAACCUCUGGUUGGACACCCAAAGGAGAGGAAUAACACAGUUGCGUUAUUACAAGUCAGCAGCAUAAUAAACAUUAUUUCUUUUUCCUUAGGAAAGGAUUUUCUGUAGAGGUCCCAAAGAAAAAUAAGUUUCAUUAGUUGAGCAUCGAGCAGAGAGAUACAGCAACAGGAUUGAUUGUAAUAAGCCUCUCCUUUUUACCAAAAUCCAUUACUUUCUGAGCUAUUAAGUGAUGAAAGGGAUUAAGAGAAUAAAAAAAAAAAAAAUUAAGCGGGACUGUAUUCGUAAAUCUAAUAAAGUUGAUAACAGUGGAGCAUUUUGUGGAAUUUGCAUGUGAAUUUAUAACAUCCUAAUCCGUCGGCAGGCAGCACUGUGCUGCAGAGGGAAAGGGCUGCUCCAUGCAUACAGGAUAAAAUGCAAGAGCAGGAUUUCUGGCCAAGAAGCUUUUUCCUUUUUUUUCUCGUUCCCCCAUAUGGAUAUCCAUAUGUUUUAUCACAGAUUCCAUACUUUUGGUGCCAGGAUCCAUAUGUUUAACUUUUGCUCAAAUAAAAGACUAAAAUCAUUCUUCAUUAUCACUUUUUUCCUAGCUGGUGUUUUUGUAGACAUAACCAAAUGUGAAGCUAGGUGUUGGAAGCAUUAUGACAUAGGAUGCAGUUGGAUCUCAUGAGAGGUAUUUAAGACCAGUACCUGGGGAGUUCAAGGGCUGGAUUGUCUUCUGAGUAUAAUGCCCCUUGACAGUGCUUGAGCAAUGCAUGGGGUGCCAUCAUCUGAUUGCAAAGCCCUGGUGAGUUUUUUUCCUGUAAAAGAAGAGCUCCUUCAGGAGCAAGACUGAGUCUUGCCUUAGUUUUAUUUAUUUCUUGACCUGUGCUCUCUGAUUCUGCUUAGGUGUGUAUGAUGCAGGCAGAUGACGUGGCAGAGCUUCAUUUCACCUCUGCCUUUCCUGUUUGCCCAGUACCUGCAGUUGGUAGAACAGCAGCAGAAUUUAGAAUUGCUGAUGUGGAGAAUUUGGGCUUGAUUGUAAGGAUGGCACAUCACCAUCUCCUUGACAUGACCCAAUCUGCUUUGUGCCAAGCAGGUAUCGCUCACUGAGCAUUGUGCCUCAUAAGCUUUCAAUUUUCCCUUUUUUUCUCCCCCCCUUUUUUAUGGAAACAUUUAAUAGAAUACUUGUGAAGAUGUAAAACAUAGCUCAGUAUCUCUGGUUAGUCCUUGGUAUAGAUACCAUGUAACCAUCAAUAAUCUAUGUAUUGGUUCUCUGGUCAGAUCCUAUUUUAAUUUGGACUUCUGGUCUCUAACUCCUUUUCUGGAAUAGCACACAGCAGCAAUGUGACUGUAGUGUGUGCAUUUACCACAGUUUGGACUUUGCCUACUAUCAGGCUCUAUCUUUUGGUCUAAGGCUUUUAUAAUUUGUGGAAUGGUAAAGUAACUUUGAAUAGGAGAAAAUUAGGAUAGUUAUAAUUACAAGCAUUAUGGUAUGCCAUUUCUAAAUGAAGACAGAAAUGUGAAUAUCUUAUUCAGUUCCUGCCUCUUGCCCAUGGAAUGUAGCCUUCUAGUAGCUUUGGAAUUGUGCUUUAUACUUGGCAUUUCUGAUAAUAGAAACUUUUGUGAAAGGUUAAUAACACAGCUCUUAUGUACUGUGGUUAUUUUUCACAUGGAAGAAAGAAAAGGCAACUAUCUUCUCUGAAUAAACCAGGCAGUGGCAUCUUGACCAGAGAGGAGACAACACAUACCAGAGGAACUCUACAGAAAUGCCUACAUCUUGGAGUCAUCAAACUAAUUCUCAAGCUAACCCUACUUGCAUCAGAGACAAAAGCAAGACUUCCAAUGAUACCAUUCACAAUAGACAUAGCUCCUAAUAAAUGUACAGAAGCUGUAGUGACAUUUAGUUUUUACAUAUAAGUCUCAAAAGAAAGGUUAUCAUCCAUUUGAGGCAUUCCAGUGGAAAUAAUCCAUCAUUCUUAGCUGUGCCAUUCCUUCCCAGGGCUAUGGCUCUCACCAGGUCAGUGGCAGGCUGGCAGUGAGUUGCCAGUUGUGAGCUGCUUCAUAGGUCUUGAUGGAUAGUGUGGUGAGAUGCUGCUCAAAAUGGACAGCUCUAACAGUGUGCCCUGCAUGUGUUGACCUUCCACAAGCAGCUGUUGCUGGACACAAUGGUCAGAUGUUUCAGUUCAGUCUCCCCUGGCUGUCUCAUCCGUGUGUGUCUGAGCCUUUUCUGCUGGAGGUCUUGGUGUGAGGAGCUGAUAUUCCGACCCUCAAGUUGGCAAGAGAUUGGUGGUCUCCUACUUGUUAUGUUCCUAGCAGGAGGGUAGGGACCAAAUAUUAAAGACAGCAAAAGCUGAUUUUCUGAAUAAGUUAUAAAUGAUACCUUUCCUCCUUUCACAAAUGAUUACAGUGUGAAAAUGAGUUUUUUUUCUUUGGUUUUCACCCUCUGCCCUCACCCAGCCUUUGAAUGUGAGAUUGAGCUUAUUUUAAGAUUCCUUGGGACAGCAGCACUGCAUUCCUUCCACUCUUCUAUUCCUUACCGCAUUACCUCACCACAUCAGCACUUGUUCUCCCGCUGAUGGCAUCCAGUUUCCAUUCCAUUCACAGUGGCCAAGGAUCAUAUCUCUGAUCCACUUAGAAACACAAUGAUCUCUACCCCUGAGAAUGCAAAUGCUUUCUCAGUCAAAUCUAUUGAUCCACAGGGCUCUAUUUCUGGCUUUCCAUUCACUCAUUUGAUGUUUGGGAUGCUGGGUAUUCUUUCUAAGGAAAGAGUUAACUUGGUUACUAGGAAAUCUACAAAGAACGCUUCUGCAAAAUCCAAAGAUAGACAUGAUCUUUUGUACAUGCUUCUGUACGUAGAAAUACUGCACUGAACAGAGCAAAAUUAAAAACUCCCAGCUGGCAUCACACCAAGCUCUGUGACAAUGAUGGACUAAGUAUGCUAUUGCAUUCUUAUUCCAAGCUGAUUCGUUGAGGGAGCUGUUGUUAAGCUGAAAUAAGCAGGCACAGGUUGAUUUCUGCAAGGGAGAAGGAAAACAGUCUGCACACAGUCUCUAGACUGAGGGAGGGGUUUAUAAUCUGAAAAGAUCAGGCCAACAGGCAAUGUCACUGGACACACAGAAUGAAGUGGUUUGCAAAGCAUAUGGGAUCAGUGAAAAUGAGUUAGUGAAAGACUAAAACUUUCUUAUGAUGUUUGCUGACCAAACAAUCUAAAUCUAAUCUAAAAAGAUGAUGUAACUUGCUUCAUAACACUUGACUGGCUGUGGUCUCACUGAGCUACCCAGGUAAGUAGCACCUCGGCUGUGCUGUCCUAGGUUCUGAGGAGGGUCAUCACAGUUCUUUUAGAUGUCAAGAAAAGCAGGUCUGUAGGGCUGAAUAUACCAGCCUCUCCAAGUGGGUAUAUUGAGACAAACUCCUCCAGGAGAGCAGCCUAACCCACUUCACGUGGUCCUUAGGUCCUUCAUGUGUCAUCACUGAUAGCACACACUGUAGAGCAAGUGCACUUAUGCGCCUAACUUUGACAUUGUUGGUGUUCAGAGACAUUCACCAUCGCUCCAUAAUGAGAUUUUGUUUCUUAAAAUAUGGGAUUUUAAGAGUCUUUGGAUAUUGUUUAACAUUGACCUUGAACUCAUGUUUCAAAAAAUCCAGUCACAGCAAUGUUGAGGGAGCUAUGCCUGAGUUGAUUUAAUUAUCCAGGCCUUAGGCAAUUUUGAAAAUAUUGCCUGUAAUUCAUGUCUUCUGGGUUCCAGCCGUGUGCCCUGUUUUCUAUACUUGCACAUGACAAAUGAAACCAUUGUUUCCCAUGUGUUCCUUAUACAGAUGUUUGAUAACUACUUGGUAUGGGAGAAGAUGUUUUUAUCAGUCAGCACUAAGGCUGCCAGGGGGCAGAGUAGCUAACCCACUUUGGUCUUAAUUGUGUCGCCUACUUUGUCACAGAAGGUAUUGCCCGUGCCUUCACUCUGGUGGCUGAUGCAGUGUAGACAGAUGGGAGGGAAUGGGAAAGGUCCCAUGUGAGAUAAUUUGGGGGUGAUUAUACACAGUAAUAAUAUUUCUUAGUAUGAGCAAUGCUCCAAAAGUCUAGUGCUUUCCAUUUUACAAUGUUGGCCCAUGACAUCAGAGGCAAAUGGUGAUAUGGCAGUAGAUGUUGAACUUUCUCACCAGUAUUCCAUCACACGUUGUUGCUGUGAGAUAGAUGGCAGCAGAGGGGCAUUCUGACAAAAUGGUGGCUGAUGUGGAAGUGUGUAUGAAGAAAAGGGGUGUCAUUGAAUUUCUCCAUGUUGGAAAAAAAUGCUGACACUCAUCAACAUUUGCUGAACAUUUAUGGUGACCAAAUGGCUGAUGUGAGCUCAGUGAGGUGGUGGGUGGUGUGUUUCAGCAGUUGUGAUAGUGAUAUGAAAGAUAAGCUGUGUCCCUGAUGGCCAUGCACAGCUGUCACACCACAAAAACAGUUUCAUAGCUGAGAAUUUGCUCUAUCAAAUAGUGUUGUUUAGCUUUGCAUCUGUUGUAGUUUCCAUGGAAAUAAGUAGGAGGCACUACUUUUGGAGUGAUCUAUGUAUAUCUAUGAGUGAUACUGUUAUGUGAGAAAGUUUGACUACUUAAGGGCCACUAAAUUUUUUUUAAUAUAGGAAUUUACUCUGGAGCUUAACAGAUGUUGGCUCCUGAUGCAUGGUAUUAGUUUGCAGUCUGUGAUCUAAUGGAGAGAGUGAAGUACGGUAGUAAGUGACAAGUUUUUUUUUUUUUCCUUCCACUUCUUUUGUGAUCUUUGCCGUCAAAAGCAGGUAACAAGAAAUACAUGGUGCACUUUGUAUCUUUCCUAUGUAGACAAAAUAUUUAUAUGUUCAGCAUGUUUGUCAGCACUUUCAAAUUUGAAUUAAGGGAGAGGCAAAAGAUUUGUCCUUCCUGAUUAAAAACAAAAACAAAAAAACAGAACAGUGUGUGAACAAAACAAACACUAUGGGAUUAACAUGCAGGGUUUCAGGAUAUCUCUGUUGCCUGUACAGUUAUAAUUUAGUAUUCUAAAACACCAGAUAUGUAAUAGUGCGUGGAUGAUCCACCUAUAUAGACAGAAAAUGAGCUUGUGCAAAAAUGUCCAUGCAGUUGAAAGCCUCCCUUCUUUCUGGUAGGUUUGAACCACUGAUAAUCUCUGACUCCUGCAGAAGACCCUAUGGAAAAGGCUAGGGUUGCCUGCCCAAAAUUAUGCGGAUAGUCAUUGAUAAAUCCAAUCCUCCCGACAAAGUCCUGUAUCUUAGCUACCCUCUUCACCAAGUGACAUAGAGUGAAAAUUGUUGGCAUAAAAUAAGGAAGACUAAUUACUUUGAAGAUUUUAUUACUUUUGUUUUUCACUCUUUGCUCCUAAUACGUCAUUCACUAAUGCUUUUCCACGUGAAAGUGAGCUGAACUCUUUUUGUCUACCUCCCUUAUCUGUAUGUGCAAGCAGCACCAGUAGGUCUUGCUAGAAGAAAGUGUCUUCUCCAGUCCGUUAUCUCAUGUUUGUGUGGUUUGGGGCAGUGACUUAAUGUGACUUUUUUUCUCAAGCCUCCCUCGCCCCAGCCCUCUCUCACCUAGUUCCAAAUAAAGAACUUCAGAAGACAAGUGGGCUACUGUUGUGAGGCGUGUAGCUACUGUUAUAUUAUGGGGUUUUGUUUUGUGGUUGUUUUCUGGUUGUUUUUUGUUGUUGUUGUUGUUGUUUGCCAGCUACUUGACAUUGUUUUACAGCUGGACUGUGCGGCUAUUUCCAAAAAGCUCAGCUAAUUCUGUUGUCCUUUUUUAUCAAGGAAAUUCUUGAGAAGCCACAAUAAAGCAGCUGUAACCCUGGUGAUGCUUACAACUGCAGCCAAAAAUAGAAAUUGGUGCUUCGUGCAUUUUCUUAAUGAGGGUAUGGGGUUUUUUUCAGUGUGGUCCUUGACACCUAGCCAAGAUAGGGCUCGGCUCUAAAUGUUUUGUGCAAGUUUUAUAAAUAGCCCUAGAUAGAUAUGCACUGCUUUUCCCAGCGGUGUGCCCUCUCCUGGCUUGGCUUUCCAGGGCUGCUCAGGGCAACCGUGCUCUUGGGAAAGGAUGGAGCAUUUGCAAUGAGCCUCUAGGACUCCAGAAUCCAAGAGUGCCAAAAGCUUUGUAGGAGAUGCAAGUUGCCUUGGGUUCUUCUUGGCUUCUCAAAGGAGACUCAGCAUCUUGCAGGAUUAGACCCAUAAGCUUUUGAUAUUAAUAACUGCCCUCGUGUUCAUUUUGCUUACAGACAGAAUUUAUUUGGCUUUCAACCAUCGGUGGAAGUGGCCCUAUAACUGGAUUUUUGUGCUUUUCCUGUACAAACAGAAAACCUUAGUUUAUUUGCCAACUCAAAUAAGAGCUUACGGAUGUAGGUUUUUCUGGUUUUUUUUCUUUCUUUUUUUUUUUUUUCCUUGUGGCACAGAACAUGGCCAGUAAUGGAUAUGAAACAGCUCUGUUCUGGGAUUUCAGUGUUCCCACAGGCAGAAGAGAGAGAGAGAUGAGGGAAGAUGAGUUAAAACUUUAGGAAAGUUCAGUCAACAAACUAAGAAGUGCAGACAUACUGAUUUAUAAAGAUACUAUAACUUUUAAACGUGUACUUUCAAUCUGAAGGACUGCAGUAGGGAUUUAAAAUAUGACUACUUAAUUUUUUAAAAUUACAUAAAUUAAGUGAACAGCCCAUUAAUGGGAUGCCAUCAGGAUCACAUGGCCAAUUCAGUUCAAGUUAUAUUAUCUUGCUGGCCGGAUUUGAAUAAGAAUUAAGAAAUUACUAUUCAAAGUAGUAUGGGACAUUGAUCCUCAUUCACAAUGAAAUUCGUCACCAUAACUACCUGGAAUUCCUAUGCUUUUGCCAAGGUGUUCCACUGAAUCUUCUUUAUGGAGCAACUAGAAGGGGACUGUAUUAGUCAGAGGAAAAAGCUGCUAAUUAGUUGUUCUGCCUACAUGUUAAAUGAAGUCUUGUCCUGCAGAGAGCUUGCAGAUAAGCAUCGAGACAUGUCUAAUGAAUGGUAACCCAGAUCCAAUAGACAGCAAACUUCCUCCCGUUGGUCCAUCACUUGACUAAAGGUUCACUUCAGAAGCUACUUAUCUGACCUCAUAAGAGAGGAGUAUUCCUUUAUUUAGCAGUUGGAACUUCAUAUUUGAUCUUGGCAGAUCAGAGCACGUGCAUUAGGGUUAACCAAACUGAGUGAUGUGUUGUAAAAAUACAUUGUUCUCUGUGAUAUAUCUUCUAGAGUCUCUACUGAACCAAGUAACUAAAUCUACUAAUUAGGUACAACUGUUUAAUUAUUUUCUACCAUUUUGGAAACAUCUGAAAACCUAAAAAUAUCACCUUAGUUUAGUGCUUCAUUAUUAAGAAAGAGUAAAACAACAAACUGCUGAGAAUUGGUAGGCAACUCAAGUUACUGUUUAAAGAAACAAAGUCAACAUUAUUAAUCUUAGCUAUGUUCAGUUUAUUUUAUAAAUAUAAAUUUUACCAAGCAACAGCAUUUUUACUUGACUAUUACUGCACUGUGUUUCAAGUCUAAUUUCCAUGAUAAUUAAAAUGUGAAUAUUGGAAUCUUAUUCUGCUUUUCCACUAUUUUUUUACACUGACAUAAAUGUGAGAAUACUGGGCUCAGCAUUUCAGCAUGUUGAGUUCAAAACCUUUGAAAACAUUUUACUGACAGAGAACACUUAGGAUGGCAGAUGCUGAGUAUUUACAUUGUUAAGCGUUUACAAAAUAUAGUAGUCAUAUGUAAAUGUUAAAAUAAAUCCUACUAGAUAAGUUAUACAUACACAAAACAACUAAAAUUUAGCAUUCUGGAUCUCGCAGUACAAUGAAAGAAUGGCAUUAGGUGGUCACAGGUGUUUGCAUUGCUCACCUUUACAUUGAUGUUUUGUAGACUGAUAUAUAUGUUUGAUGCAACAUGGAUAUUUUCCUGUGAAAAUACUAGAAAAAGUUUGUUAUUUUCUAUGGAAUCUUUUUCCACAUUUCCCCUACCUGGGCUUCCUCCCCUAAGGUCACAAAUUGCUCUCGUAGGAAUUUCCCUGUACUUGCUUAUACUCUUACAGCAUGUAAGUACUUAUUAGGGUAUUAGGGAGUAAUCUCAAUGUGUCUUUGCCAAUAAUUUAACCGUUCACCCAAGAAAUUUAAAAAAAAAUCAUAGAAUCAUAGCAUUUUUUUGAUUAGAAGGAACCUUAAAGGCCAUCUUGUUCCAACCACCCAGCUGUGGGUAGGGCUGCCUCCCACCUGGUGAGGCUGCCCAGGUCCCAUCCAACCUGGCCUCAAGCUUCUCCAGGGAUGGGGCACCACAUCUUCUCUGGGCAACUGUGCUGGUGCCUCCAGUAUAUUUCUUCUUAAUGCCUAAUCUAAAUCCACUCUCUGUUAGUUUAAAAUCAUUACCCAUGGUCCUAUCACUACAUGAGCUUGUUUUAAAUAAAUAAAUUAAUAAUAAAAAAAUGUCCCCUCCCCAUCUUUCUUGUAGAUCCCUUUUAGGUACUGGAAGGCUGCUAUAAGGUCACCCUGAAGUCUUCUCCAGGUUGCAUAACCCCAACUCUGUAGGAGGGGUGCUCCAGCCCUCUGAUCAUCCUCCUGGCUCUCUUCCAGACACACUGUAACAGCGCCAUGUCUUUCUUGUGCUGGGGGCCCAGGUCUGGGUGCAGGUGUGUAGUUGAGCCCUCAUUAGAGUUCAGUAGAGGGGGAAAAUCACCUCCCUUGCCCUCCUAAUCAUGUUUCUUUUGAUGCAGCCCAGGGUACGGUUGGCCUGGGCAGCAAGCGAACACUGCUGGCUCAUGUUGAGCUUCUCACGUGCCCGCCUCCUCAAGUUCUUCUCCUCAGUGGUGCUCUCAAUCCAUUCAUCUCCUAGUGUGUAUUUGUACUUGAUUAUGUAAUGGAGUUGAGCGCUCUACCACCCAUGAUAGUUACCUAUGUUCUUAGGGAAUAAAAUGAAGUUUUUACCUUUUUGCAAGUCUCUUCACUACCUGCAUCUUACCAGAGAUGAAAAUGGGAAAAUAUGUUCUCAUAGCUUUUAUAACCAUGGCUAGAAUGGAAGAGCCUAAAACUUCUGAGGAAAGACUGUAUUAUUAAGAUUUGCUUUCAAAUUUUCAGUCCCAGCUGGUCCAGAGAUAUUUUCAGAGAAGCACCUAGUGAUGAUCCUAACUUUAAACCUUCUGCUUUGGCUGCUGUUCUGAAAUUGUUCUUGAAUAAUGUUUCUUGAAUUACAGUACUAAUUUUAACUACAGAUGCUUCAUUUCAGAAGGUUACUACUUACCAGGUUCUGGUUUUGACAUUCAAACACCAAGUCUGUGAAAAGCCAUGGAUAAGGAUGCCAACAGGGCUCCUCUCUAUAUUCAGAUGAUAACGAGAGGAGAUUUAUGCCUUGAAAACUCAGUUUUCUGGUGGAAUGUGAACUACAGCAAAAGAUUGGUUAUUAAAAACAUGCACUUGUAUAACAAGUGCUUGAAUUUUACUUCAUUACUUGUUGCAGAAUUAUUAGGUGCCACACUGGCUGUGUGUUAGUAUCUGUUUUGUGGUGGUGCAUGGAGCUGGAAAUCCAUAACAAAAGUCUUGAAGGAAGCAAACCAACAAGAAUGGUACGGAAUCUGACCAUGAACAUGCAGUAUACAAGGUUUUUUGGGGGGUGGGAGGAGGGGGAGGGAUUUACAUGAAUGUUAACUGAAAGAAAAAGAAAAUGUAAAUUUCAUCGAGCUGGUCUUCUGGCAGCAGUCUGAUAUAUACUUUUUAAGGAUGUGGAAGUGUUACUGUUUGUAGUGUGGUAGCAACUAGAGACUUCUGUCCCUUUGUUCUAAGCAAAAUGCAAGCAUAUAUCAAAAUGACAGUUCUUACUGUACAGUGACUCAGCUGAGACUUGUUUUAAAGCCUUUUCUGAAAUUCCUAUAGUUUGCUGCUCUGUUGUUUCUCCUUUAAAGAUUUUAGUUUUCUGUGGGUUUUGAACAUGCUCAUUCUUUCCUAAAGAGUUCUGUUCAUCCAGUCAAGAGAGAGAGCCUGUCCAAUAGCAUUUGAAAUAGUUUUGUUGCAGCAUCAAUACAAUUUAUUUAAGUCUAUUAAGAAUAAAGCCUACUAAAACUAAUUAAAAAAUACCAAAGACCAGGGCAUACUACUUCAGGCAGGUAUGUGUCUAUGGAGGGUUUAUGCAAACUAACCACUUAGAAACUGGCUGACAAGCCUUCUGCUUAGGUGUCUGACAGUUUGGGGUUUUUUUGUUUGUUUGUUUUUUGUAAGUUUUCUCCUUACCUGCCUAUCAUUUUUAAUUUUGCCUGUCUAAUGGAAAUAUUAAAUGAGCCUGUAUGACACCAGGGUGGGAAAUGUAUGUAAUCCCAAAUCCUGAAGCCUGCUGCAGUGUGUGGAGCAGGGGAAAUAUCCAGUCUCCAGUGCCAGGAAAUGUGAAGGGAAUUUUCCUGUGUCAAACAAAUGAGUACUACUGAAGCAAGAUGUUUCUUACUUAUUUUGAUUUAUAUGAAUGUUCAAAGGAAAAAAAUUAAAUGCUUUUGUAUGCAGAGCCCCAUGUUCAUACAACAGCAGUGACCUGAUCAAAGUUUCUAUUAUGACACUCCCCUUUGAAAAUGCAUUGUAAAUUCCCCCUGCUUUGUUUACUGCCAAGCUCUGUUGGACCACACAACUCUGGAGAAGAAAAAAAAAAAAAAAAAAACAAUUUCAUUGAAGUCUUGCUUUGCACUUACAUCUCUUCUGUUGCUCUGAGUUUUAGCACUGGGGAUGCUGAACUCUGCUCAGGAAAGCAGACAAGGCUAUAUCUGUCUUCAGUUCUGCUUAGCACAUGCUAAGGUAUUGCCUAAAUUCCCAACCCCUUCUUGAAGCAGCAUUGGUGUAGAGAGAAGCUGGGACUUGAAGGGGCUUGAAACUGCCUCCCCAUCCACUCUGAGUGAUUACUGCUGGGCCUCGUGUUGCUGAUCAGAGCAGAACAUUGCAGGGCUUCCAGCAUAUCACUGCUGCUGCCAGCACUGAUAGGGAUGAGAGCUGCCCAUGGUGCAAGGCAGCAUGCCUUCCCUUGCUGUGUCCACAGUAACGAGUGGUGUAGUGGCAGCUGUCCUUUCUAGCAGCUUUAUGUUAUACUUUUUCCCCUCUCGUAGUGUAAGCUGACUAGAUUUGUGGUUUAUAAAACUGGGACAGCCUAGCAGGGGACAGGGUUGUCCAUGAAGCGCCUUCACAGGAUAAUAAUAUCAGUAAUAGUACAACUGCCACGACAAUUGCAGAGAGAGGUGAAUUGCAGUGUGUGUGUACGUACAUGGUAAACAGUUCUCUUAAAGAGAGAGGGGGGAAAAAGCUCCCAGGCUCAGCACUGGGUUUUGCUGGAGCUGUGGCCAGCCACUUGCUGAACUCCUGCCCGUGUGCUCCUGUAAACUCUUCACCUUGGUGUUAUUUGGAGAGAAGGAGGACUACAAGAAUUGCUUUAAAUAAAUAAACAGAGCUUACAAGGAUUCUUUCAAGCUCUCCCUGCAUAGGCUUUCAGCUAGAAGUAAAAUAUUGUGGAUAACAAAAAGCAACCACUCUUGCCUGAGCAGUGUUUUUCUUCUCGUGCCGCGUCACUCCCUUUGUACCAGGCACCCAAGUGAGUCUCCUCCAAUUUCCUCACUCUCAUCUGGUCCAACAGAGCUGGAGUUUGUUGACUCUGGGGCGCGCUGCGGGGCCGGCUGUUUUCUCUGGCUUUUCCUGACAUCGUGUUAGUGGGGUGCAGCGGGAUAAGGUGAAGUGGUGGCACUGCAGGAUUCUGGAGCUCUGUUAGCAUAGCUGGGGGAAGCACGGCUUCUCUGCAGAAUGUCAAGCAAAGAUCGACACAUUGAUUCUAGCUGUUCGUCGUACAUCAAGACGGAGCCGUCGAGUCCUGCCUCUCUGACGGACAGCAUCAACCACCACAGCCCCGGUGGCUCCUCAGACGCCAGCGGGAGCUACAGUUCCACCAUGAAUGGGCAUCAGAAUGGGCUGGACUCACCUCCCCUCUACCCUUCAGCCACGGGGCUUGGGGGCAACGGGCCUGUCAGGAAACGGUACGAUGACUGCUCCAGUACCAUUGCUGAAGAUUCACAGACCAAAUGUGAAUAUAUGCUGAACUCGAUGCCCAAAAGACUGUGUUUGGUGUGUGGUGACAUUGCAUCAGGGUACCACUACGGAGUGGCUUCCUGCGAGGCCUGCAAGGCUUUCUUCAAGAGGACAAUUCAAGGUAACAUAGAAUACAGCUGCCCAGCAACAAACGAAUGUGAAAUCACAAAGCGCAGACGCAAGUCCUGCCAAGCCUGCCGCUUCAUGAAGUGUCUAAAAGUUGGCAUGCUGAAAGAAGGUGUCCGCCUAGAUAGAGUACGUGGAGGUCGCCAGAAGUACAAGCGCAGAAUAGAUGCAGAGAAUAGCCCGUACCUGAACCCUCAGCUAGUUCAGCCAGCAAAAAAGCCAUAUAACAAGAUUGUCUCCCAUUUGCUGGUGGCUGAACCAGAGAAGAUCUAUGCGAUGCCUGACCCCACUGUUCCAGACAGUGACAUCAAAGCACUUACCACUCUUUGUGACCUGGCAGACAGAGAACUGGUGGUGAUCAUUGGAUGGGCUAAGCAUAUUCCAGGAUUCUCUACUUUGUCUCUAGCUGACCAGAUGAGCCUUCUGCAGAGUGCUUGGAUGGAGAUUUUGAUUCUUGGUGUUGUAUACCGGUCACUUUCUUUUGAGGAUGAGCUUGUUUAUGCUGAAGACUAUAUUAUGGAUGAAGACCAGUCCAAAUUGGCAGGCCUUCUUGACCUUAACAAUGCCAUACUGCAGCUGGUAAAGAAAUACAAGAGCAUGAAGCUGGAGAAAGAAGAGUUUGUCACCCUCAAAGCUAUAGCACUUGCUAAUUCAGACUCAAUGCACAUAGAGGACGUUGAGGCAGUGCAGAAACUUCAGGACGUCUUGCACGAGGCUCUGCAGGAUUACGAGGCCGGCCAGCACAUGGAAGACCCGCGUCGUGCCGGCAAGAUGCUGAUGACUCUCCCACUUCUGAGGCAAACCUCCACCAAGGCUGUGCAGCAUUUCUACAACAUCAAACUGGAAGGCAAAGUCCCCAUGCACAAACUUUUUUUGGAAAUGCUGGAGGCCAAGGUCUGACUAAAGCAUCAUGGGCUUUCCCAUCAUGCACGUUUUAAAAGAAAAAAAAUAAAAAAAGGGAAAAUAAACAGGAUAAUAAUGGCAAAGAAACUUAGUGUUUAAUUAAGGAAAAAAAAAAUGACUGCACUGAUAUUUAGCAGCAAGACUGUGAAGCAGCUUUCAACUUUUUCUUCUGUGUCUUUCUGAUGCAGUUUUUCCUUUCCUUUUCCUUUUCUCUCUUUUCCUUUCUGUUCUUUCCUUUCCUUUUUCCUUUUCUCUUUUUCCUUUGCUGCUGAACUUUUUAAAAGAGGUCUCUAAUUGAAGAGAGAUGGAAGCCAGGCCUGCCAAAGGAUGGAAAUCCAUAAUAUGGAUGCCAGUGAACUUAUUAUGAACCAUAAUGUCCCCAAUGACAAAGGAAUCAAAGAGAGAACCACCGUACCUAGCAGUACAGUACAACACGAUGAACUGACUGAAUGCAGUAUUAGAUUUCAUAGGAGCAGUCUCUAAUUAGACGACUAAGCGACGAUGCAUCGGCUGCUUCUUAUCAUUGCAUUUUCCAUCUAGAUCAGUUACAGCCAUUUGAUUCCUUAAUUGUUUUUUCAAGUCUUCCAGAUAUUUCUUAGGUUAGCUACAAUGUAACUUUUUCAGGGAAUAGUUUAAGCUUUAUUCAUUCAUGCAAUACUAAAGAGAAAGAAAUACUGCAUUUUUGUGCUGGCUUGAACAAUGAUGAACAAUAAUGAAGGACAAAUGAAUCCUGAAGGAAGAUUUUUUUAAAUGUUUUGUUUCUUCUUACUAACGGAGAUUUUUUUGUACCAGCUUUACCAGUUUUCAGCCAUUUAUUAAUGUGGGAAUUUAUCUUACUAAAGCAAUAGUUGAAGGGAAGGUGCAUAUUAUCACGGAUGCAAUUUAUGUUGUGUGCCAGUCUGGUCCAAAACAUCCAGUUUCUUAACAUGAGCUCCAGUUUAUAACUAAAUGUUCACUGACUCAAAGGAUUAGAUUACACCUACGGUAUAUCUGAGUAGUCUAGCAUAUAAAUACGCCAUGUCAAAUACCAAUCUAUAAAGGUGUUAGGAGACAGCGACUGUACAGAGGUAUAGUUGCUACGUGAUUUCUAACUGCUUCAGUUGUCGAUGAAUGAGAUACUGCCUGUUUGCAAAAUUAUAACCUUACACACGGAGAAACCCUCAGUAGCUUAGAGGCAAUAAGGCAAACGCCAACGUCUGCAAAAUUAAGAAAUCAGAGUAGUAGACUUCUGACCAAAUUCAACGAUUUAACACUUCUAUACCUUAUUUAUUAAUUUAGAUUUUAUUUUGUAAAUGGCAAUUGUUAACAAGUAGCUAAACCAGUAUACGUGCUUUUCAACCAGUAUUGUCACAGCAUGGAAGUCAGUCAGUUUCAAGACUGUUAAGAGGUGUAAUCUAAUGUAUAAACCGAUUAGAUGCCCCCAGAAAACUACAGUCGCUAAAUAACCAAUAAACAGUAACCUCCAUCAAACGCUAUACCAAUGUACCAGUGUUAGUAGCUGCUCCCUGUACUAUGUGAACAUCCUUAUUCUAUGUACACAGAUGUAAUUAAAAUUGUAAUCCUAACAAACAAAAGAAAUGUAGUUCAGCUUUUCAAUGUUUCAUGUUUGCUGUGCUUUUCUGAAUUUUUAUGUUGCAUUCAAAGACUGUUGUCUUGUUCUUCUUGUGGUGUUUGGAUUCUUGUGGUGUGUGCUUAUAGACACAGGGUAGAAUUAGAGACAAUAUUGGAUGUACAAUUCCUCAGGAGAUUACAGUAGUAUAUUCUAUUCCUUACCGGUAAUAAGGUUCUUCCUAGUAAUAAUUAAGAGAUCGAAACUCCAAACAGAUACUCGUUAUGAACAGAUACACAUCGAAAUCAUAAUAUUUUCAAAACAAGGGAUAAUUUCUGUAACAGUUUAUUAUAGAAUACCAAUGUAUAGCUUAGAAAUAAAACUUUGAAUAUUUCAAGAUUAUAGAUAAGUCUAAUUUUUAAACGCUGUAAAUAUAGCUUUUAUCCAAUCAUCUCUCAGAUGUUGUUAUUAACUCGCUCUGUGUUGUUGCAAAACUUUUUUGGUGCGGACAAGUUUCCAAAACUAUUGCUACGUUGUGUGCUUUAAACAAAAUAACAAUGGGCCGAUGCGACAUCGGCCUCGUGCUAGAAAAGACUGUGUAUCUAUCAUUAGCUAUAUGGGACUAUAUUGUAGGUUGUGUUUUCUCAGUAGAGAAGUGACUGUAGUGUGAUUCUAGGUAAAUCAUCAUUAGCAAUUCAUUCAGAUGGUCAAUAACUUGAAAUUUAUAGCUGUGAUAGGAGUUCAGAAAUUGGCACAUCCCUUUUUAAAAAAAAAAAGUCAGAAAAAAUACAACUCCUGGGAAAAAGGUGCUGAUUCUAUAAGAUUAUUUAUAUAUGUAAGAGUGCAAAAGAAAAAAAAAAAGUUUAUUUUCCAGAAAGUUUGUGCAGGGUUUAAGUUGCUACUGUUCAAGUACACUAUAUAUAUAUAAAUAUAUAAUAUAAAUAUUGUUUUUGCUGUAUCACAUUAAAGAACUUGGGCUUCAGGGUCAAAAGCCAGUCGACUAGAAAUAUACAAAACCACACACGCACAGAAAUGGAGAUGUGUUAAAGGCACACGGUGCAAAUUUUAGUUUUCAUUUUCGGUAAUUUUUUGGAGCUGCAAAAGAACAAGUAUCUCAAGACUGUAAAAGCAUUGCCUGAACUAGAGCUAAAAGAACCGCACGGGCUUUACCAUAUUGUUCAUCUUAAACCUUGCUGGAGAAGAGUUCUUACAAGACCACUUACUUAAUGUGAAGUGUUGGGAAAUUUCCGAAGGGUGUAUGUUUUAGCCAUAACGAUUUAAUUUCUAUUUUUGCUUCAUUUUUUUUAAUUUUUUUUCUUAUUUAAAGCAAUAUGAUUGUGUGACUCCCAGAAGUUACACAUUUGUUUCAAUCAGAUCAGAUUGUUGUAUUUAUUCCACUAUUUUGCAUUUAAAUGAUAACAUAAAAAGAUAUAAAAAAUUAAAACUGCUAUUUUUCUUAUAGAAGAGAAAAUGGGUGUUGGUGAUUGUAUUUUAAUUAUUUAAGCGUCUCUGUUUACCUGCCUAGGAAAACAUUUUAUGGCAGUCUUAUCGUGCAAAGAUCGCAAAAGGACAAAAAAAAAUUAAACUGCUUAUAAUAAUCCAGGAGUUGCAUAAUAGCCAGUAGUUAAAAAGCGAAACAGAACAAAAAAUAAAAACAAACAUGUCUAUAGCUGUAGAUGGGCUUCACAUCUGUAUAGCAAUCAACUGUAUAUUUUUGUGAUGUGUAUCAUACCGUGUGCUCCAACCAAUGUCCAUUUGUGUAAAUGUAUUUAUUUUAUAUUGUAUAUAUUGUUAAAUGCAAAAAGGAGAUAUGAUUCUGUAACUCCAAUCAGUUCAGAUGUGUAACUCAAAUUAUUAUGCCUUUCAGGAUGAUGGUAGAGCAAUAUUAAACAAGCUUCCACUUUU